UCGCGGCUUUAACUGGUGCGUAACGUGCCGCCGUGGUGUCUUUACGCACACGGAGUUCACCAGGAGCGCAACGCAUCUGGACUUUUUAAGCACAAUUCAUUUACAACAAAGUCAGAGAUAAAUGUGGAUACCGAUCUGUGCAGCUGUUGGACUCUUGUUCAAAAGAAGAUUAGAUGAUUCUUCAGAGCGAGACUGGAUGUGAUCCUAGUUUUAUCGUAGUUCCGCCCACGAACACCGGACCCUCCAUGAGAUGUCCAAAUGCCAGCUGACCUCUGAUCCUCGCAUUAUGGACCGCCGUCUAAAGGCUAACCCUCAGCUCCACUACGGGGUCAACGGAGUUGUUGGCCGAAACUCCAGGUCAGGCGAAGAUGAUGCAUUGCGGUUUCUGAGCCAGGAAGAGCAGGAGUGUCUCCAGUUCUUUGAGGAGACCAUUGACUCAUUGGAGGAGAGUCUGGUAGAGAAUGAUCUGACGACCAGGCAGUUGAACCCUACCACAAGAAGAGGUCUUGUUGAAGUUGUCAACGGACCUGUAACCUCAAGUCCCAACCCCGGGGUCAUACUGGCCAGACCUCCUAGUCCAAAAGACCAGGAUAUUAUAGAUCUGGUCCGUCCAGAACCGGACUUGGUGCAGACCAAAGAGCCGAUCUUCAGUCCCCCAAGUCCAGAUUUUCAGAGUAAAGUGCGGACCGCUGAAAGCCACUACGAGACAAAGCCAAGGCGUGAUCAGGUGGACAGAUUGCCUUCAGAGUACAACCCUCCCCUACCAAGUGGCAGCUAUGGGCUGGCAGACAGCCAUUCCUCCUACCACCCUCCAGGUUGUAUCCCUACGCCAGUCCUGAUUGCCAGAAAAAUAGCUGAGAACCAGGCAGGAGGAACCUCAGACUACAGGCCCACCUCACUCCUCCACCGUUGCAGCCUGGAGUCUGAAAAGCCACCGAGCCACAGCGCUGAUCUUCCAGUUAAACAGGGUCCUCCUACCUCUGUAAAGCCUAACCGCUUUCCUCCUAACAUCAGUGUGAUCCACGGAAACAAGGAGCACCAGAACCAGUCACUGACUAACGUUCACAUCCAGGAGAGACGGGCGCAGAUGCUGGCAAACCUACCGGGAUCAUCACACUCUCUGCUGCAAGAAGAUCCUCAGUCGUCCGUGGACCAGAAGGCUCUAAAUACUCCCUCUCGCAGCUUUUCCUUCAAGGACCCCUCACCAGACAAAUCCAGGAUAGAGGCCCUGUCUAAACUUGGCCUGAACAGGCACCGAGCCAUGUCCGGGGAUAUGUCGCUCCCCACCUCUCUGGAUCCUCUCACAGGUGCAGAACGUUCAAAAUCCCUGGAGAUCAGUGUACCUCCAAAAACAGAAACCAGCACCAAAUUGCCAGAACCCAAUUUUACGACACCAAAUCAGAGCCAGAUUCAUGUCAACAGAAAACCAGAGACUGUUCAAACAGAUUCCAGUAGGAGACAUGUAGAUAGAAACCCCCAACCGAGCCCUCUAGCAGUCACACAGAGCAACUACUAUCCACCUCCUUUGGAUAACAAGGCAUCUUUUCCCCCUCCGCCUGAGGUCACCUCACUGGAAUUAAACAGCUACGGAGGAAAAUCUAUUGUGGUCAACCCUUCUGUUUCCUCCAGGAGUGAACCUGCAACCUCUCCAACUAGCCAUGAACCCAAAAUCCUCCCGCCUGCACUUGCUAACCCCAGCGAGUUCAACACCUACGGAGGAAAGUCCAAAGUCAUGACCCCUGCUCCUGUAGCUGUGACCAGGAGCGACCUUCCCGACAUCCUCAGCUCCCAUAUUAACAAGAGUCAAACCUUGCCUGCAAAAUCAGAGCCGCUACCCGUUGAGCUUAACAAUUAUGGAGGAAGGAGCCGAACUAUCAACCCCUCCACUGGGUUAAAUCGCCCUUCCGACAACCCGGGAACCAGUUUCAAAGCUCCAGCCCCAAAGCCGGCCCCAAGACCUCCUCGGCAUUCCUACCAUGGCGCUGUUACUAACCAGAAAGCAGCGCCGCAAGCCUUGUCCCCUGACCCCAAGAAAGAGAGAGGCAGAUCCGGCUCCAUGUUUCGUCCCCAAGGAAUCACUGUGCAGUUUUCUGGACGGGGGGCGACGGACGCAUCGCGCAGGGAGGCGCUGAGGAAAUUGGGGCUGCUGAAAGACUCUUGAUAAACUGGAAAUGUAUUCUUCAGUCUCCACCUGUUGAGCCUAAAUCUCUGAUGUGUACCUGCUGGUGAAGGUGGAAUGCUUGAAGUUUCCCCAUUUAUGUCUGAGCUUGAGUUGUGGUUGGAGAGAGACCUACUUUUACAGAGGAAUGGAGCCAGAUCCUACGACAGACAUGCACAGCAAAUUCUCACUUCCUGACCACAAAAAAAUGACAACCAAGUGUGACACGUUGUGUAGCUGCUGCUCACUGUUUCAAUGAGUCAAGUCUUCACAGAUAAACUGCAAACUGGUUUAUAUUGCCUCUGAUCCAAGACAUUGAAUACUUCUGCACAAGAUAUUUUGGAACAAACCAAUGUUGUAAAGAGGAGCAUCUUCUUCCUGCGGGAAUCGAACUACAUUUGGUCUCCCGUCUCGCCUUUGUCUAAAGAUGCUAUUUGGAAAGUGGGUGCAGAUUUGAGGUUAAAUGGAUUUUUACUGGGAUUGUAUAUUUUGUAUUUAUGUCAAAAGUAAGUUUGGAUUAUCAACGGGGCAAAGUGGGAGCUCAAUUUUGCCCCAGGGCCCUUUAACAGAUUGAUCUGGCCCUGGUAAAUAUAUAUGUAUAUGUUUUUUGGCUGCAAGAAGAUACAUAAAGUAUAACCGUAGUGUACAGUAAAUGAAAUCCUCUUGCUACAGUGCAAACAUAGCAGUUAUAAAACGUAAGGCGAAAAAUUAAGACAAAAUGCAAAUGAGCGGCUAAUCAUGCACAAGAGUAAUUUAGGUAUUAAAGGAACAACAGGCGCUCGCCACAUACAUAUGAGUUUGGUUCUUUCUCCAGUUUAAGUUAUAUUAUUUGUUGUGCGGUGUCACUUUCCUUCUAGCAGCUGUCAGGAAAGUGAAAUUAAUGUUCAUACACAGGCUGUGAAGUCUUUAUCACCCCUGUUACACGGGAACCUUUUGUGUUUUCACUGGUUUGUUUACCGACUUUGGGCAUUUUAGUCAGCGGUGAGUGUGUGUUUGUUUUCUGUUAAAGGCACUUUUCUCUAUAGCAACUGUUUUACUUAUUAAAUGACCAAAACUAUAUUAUAAAGAACAAAAGGUUUCUAAAUCAAGAAACAAGACAUUCAGUGCCUCAGUGAUUUUUCAUUGUUCUGGAAAUUAACAUUUCCAUUCAUUCCAUAAAAUCUGAUGUCCUGGAAAAACAAUGGUGCAGAAGUUGCAGUAAAAAGAGCCCGGGUUUCUUGAAAGAGGUAAAGCUGAGCUGGGCUGGACGAUAUUUUUAUUCCACGGACAACCCUCCCACACCAAACCACAGACUGUGGAAUGGGUUUGUGGGCAGGACUUUUACUUUUCUACUAUGCAGAGCGAAUACUUUAAAACUGCUCUUUAGGGAUGGGCGAGCACAUGGCAUUGUACAAAACACAAGCACUAAAACCACAGUCUAGAAAUACAUCCUGGGUUACUUAUGUGUUUUUAUUCCUUUCAAGCUGUUGUUGAUACUUUUGCUGUUUCUGGUAUUUCUGUUAUUGUUAUUAACUGUUGUAGCAGCAUAAGCAUGUAUGUGUUUAAGUAUGUACGUAUGUAUGUAUGGAUGGAUGGAUGUACGUGUAUGUAAGUUUACUGUGACUCCGGCCUCUGUAGUUCACCUACAGUAACUUUUGAAGUAUAUUUGUUUCACACAGAAGUACCACUAUAGUACUUCUCCUGUGUGGAUAUUUUUGUGAAUUUUAUUCAUAGACUCCGGUCCUCUGUAGUUCAGCUACAGUCAUUUUGAAGUAUCUGAUGGUGCAUACACACAGUUUAUAGCUACAUUCGAUAUAAAACAGCCUACUUUAUAAGGAAAUGUUAGCGCAAAGUGUAAAAUCCUGCACAGACCAGGGAUUAAAAGUGCAUCCAUGUGUGGUAAAUGGGAAAACAAGUGGCCAUGUGAAAGUUGCUGCAAUGUUACAACAGCCUGGUAUACUUUCUGACUUUUGAAAUGUCCAUAUUAUAUACUGUAUAUACUCUGCUUAAUAUAUCUAAUGUUGAAUUUUUGUCAAUCAUUAAAAAGGAUAAUGUAACUUC
This is a messenger RNA of Micropterus salmoides (largemouth bass), 4198 nucleotides long. Its product is annotated as proline and serine-rich protein 2. The record is from RefSeq and is a predicted model, not a curated record. The transcript is spliced from 4 exons. The coding region runs from base 251 to 2161 and encodes 636 amino acids. Lineage: Eukaryota; Metazoa; Chordata; Actinopteri; Centrarchiformes; Centrarchidae.